ACAAAAUGGGCACUCAUCCUUUCAUGCUUGCUAUCACUAUUUCCAACCUACUAAUGUUGUUCUCUCAACUUUCUACAGCAACAACUGAUAGCAUCACCCAGUCACAGCCACUUCACGAUGAUGGCACCACCUUGGUUUCCAACGAUGGAACCUUCGAGUUAGGGUUCUUCAGCCCCGGUAGUUCCACAAACCGCUACAUAGGAGUUUGGUACAAAAUCAUCUCCGUUAAAACCAUUGUUUGGGUUGCCAACCGUGACAACCCUGUCAAAGACAACAACAACACCAUGCUAACCAUAACCAAAGAGGGAAACCUCGUACUUCUCAACAACAGCAACAACCAAACUCUUUGGUCAACAAACAUCACAUUUUUCACCUCUCAGCCUUUGUUGAGUCCCAUGGUUCAACUCUUGGACAAUGGAAACUUGGUACUUAAAGAAGGAAACAACAACAACAACAACAAAGAAGAAGAAGAAGAAAGUUUUUUGUGGCAAAGCUUUGAUCACCCUUGUGACACACUCUUGCCAGGAAUGAAGCUAGGAUGGGACUUGAAAACAGGUAAUAACCGGAAACUAACUGCAUGGAAGAGUUGGGAUGACCCUUCUUCAGGAAACUUCACUUGGGGUAUGCUCCUUAGUAGCAACCCUGAAUUGGUACUGUGGAAAGGUUCAAUAGAGUACCACAGAAGUGGGCCUUGGAAUGGGCCUGGGUUUAGUGGCCAGCCUGUGUUGAGACUCACUCCAAUUGUUGACAUCAAAUUUGUCAAUGAUUCAAACGAGGUCUAUUACUCUUACACCCUUAGGAACAAGUCCGUGAUAUCAAUAACUUACUUGAACCAAACCCUUUCUCAUCGCGAACGCAUCACGUGGAUUCCAGAGAACAAAACUUGGAGGGUUUACGAGUCUGUUCCUAGAGAUGAUUGUGAUCCUUAUAACCCUUGUGGCCCAAAUGGAAAUUGUAUGGUGAAUGAGACACCGAUUUGCCAGUGUUUAGAAGGGUUCCAACCAAAAAUUCACCAGAAUUGGAACACGUUUGAUUGGACAGAAGGAUGUGUGCGAAGUGAACCUUGGAGUUGUGGGGUGGAGAAUCAAGAUGGUUUUCGUAGAUUUGCUUCGAUGAAAGUGCCUGAUACUAGAAACUCUUGGGUCUAUGAAAAUAUGACACUUGAGGAUUGUAAGGCCAAAUGCUUGGAAAAUUGUUCUUGCAUGGCUUAUUCAAACUUGGACAUAAGGGAAGGUGGCAGUGGUUGUUCCAUUUGGUUUGGUAAUCUUAUUGAUUUGAAAUUGGUUCAAGCAAGCCAACAAGAUCUAUAUAUUCGAAUGGCUGUUCCAGAGACAAGUAAUUCAACUUCAAAGGGAAACACAAAAAAGAAGGCUUUAGUAAUCACCAUCCCACUUGUAUCUGUCGCUAUUAUGCUAUUUGUUGUCUUCCUUUGUAUUUACAAAAGCAGAAGAAAGCAUAAAGGAAUGGAAGAUGAAACAGAGAAUAUCAUACCAACCGAAAAGAAAGAUGAAGAUGAAAAUCAAGAUUUUGAGCUUCCUUUCUUUGAUUUUACUACAAUAUUUAAUGCUACCAAUGGUUUCUCAAUGGACAACAAGCUUGGAGAAGGUGGUUUUGGACCUGUAUAUAAGGGUAUGCUACUAGAUGGACGAGAGAUUGCCAUCAAAAGGCUUUCAAAGAGUUCUAGACAAGGGAUGACAGAAUUUAAGAAUGAAGUUAUAUUGUGUGCCAAACUUCAACAUCGAAAUCUUGUUAAGGUCCUUGGUUGUUGCGUUCAAGAGGAGGAGAAAAUGUUAUUGUAUGAAUACAUGCCCAACAAAAGUCUUGACUCAUUUAUUUUUGAUUCAACUCAAAGUAAACUUUUGGAUUGGUCUAAGCGCUUCCACAUUAUAUGUGCAAUUGCUCGUGGACUUCUUUAUCUACAUCAAGAUUCAAGAUUGAGGAUCAUACAUAGAGAUCUCAAAGCAAGUAACAUUUUGUUAGACAAUGAUAUGAAUCCAAAAAUUUCUGAUUUUGGCUUGGCAAGACUUUGUGGAGAUGAUCAAAUCGAAGGAAAUACAAGUAAAGUAGUUGGGACAUAUGGUUACAUGGCUCCGGAAUAUGCCAUUGAUGGGUUAUUCUCCGUAAAAUCUGAUGUAUUUAGCUUUGGAAUAUUAUUACUAGAGAUUGUAAGCGGAAAAAAAAAUAGAGGGCUUACAUACACAAAAGAUACUUAUAAUCUUAUUGGGCAUGCAUGGAGAUUAUGGAAAGAAGGCAAUCCAAUAGAAUUGAUUGAUGAUUGUUUGGGAGACUCGUAUGUUAUACCAGAAGCCUUACGUUGCAUACAAAUUAGUCUUUUAUGUCUACAAUAUCAUCCAAAUGAUAGACCUAACAUGGCAUCUGUGAUCGUUAUGUUGACCAAUGAAACAGAUUUAGCUCAACCAAAGGAGCCUGGUUUCUUAAUAGAAAGAUUGGUCCCUGGUGAAGUAGAAUCGUCUAUUACAAAGCAAAUCUCUUCUUCAGUUAAUGAAGUAUCUAUUUCUCUAUUGGAUGCUAGAUAAUUUUUAUUUUAUUUCUUAUGCUUUAUAUGAAUCUAAUAUAAAUACAUUUUUUAAUCUUUAUCCUAGUGAUGUACAUUGUUGUUAUAAGUUUGAUAUUGAGUAUAAUAGGAUGUUCAUUGUGGUAUUUAAGUCAUUAGAUUCCUUGUAUAAUGGACUAACUUUUUUUGUUGAUU
Messenger RNA from Cajanus cajan (pigeon pea), 2710 nucleotides. Its product is annotated as G-type lectin S-receptor-like serine/threonine-protein kinase At4g27290. Gene Ontology annotation, cellular component: plasma membrane. Lineage: Eukaryota; Viridiplantae; Streptophyta; Magnoliopsida; Fabales; Fabaceae. The record is from RefSeq and is a predicted model, not a curated record. Gene Ontology annotation, molecular function: protein serine/threonine kinase activity; ATP binding. Gene Ontology annotation, biological process: recognition of pollen; protein phosphorylation.